UAAGUUUACAAUUGCCCAAACACAAGGUCAGGAAUGAAGUUAAAUAUGUCAGCAUGGUACUGCCUUCUUGUCUUAUUUCUCCUUUCCCCUAUCACUUUGACCUCUUGUGCCUUCCGAAGUGAAUGAGGUAACACUUCAUAUGCUGAUUGCCUGUGAAAAGGGCAUCUUUAUUCAUUGAGACAAUCCUUCUAGGCUUAAAAUCAACCCAAAAUCAAGGAAAAGGGGUCUCAUGAUUCCUUCAGCUUCUACAUUGAUGAAGCCUCUCCAGUAGGUCCUGAGCAGCCAGAAACUGUCCAGAAUUUUGUCUCUGUGUUUGGAACUGUGGCCAAAAAGCUCAUGCGGAAAUGGUUAGCCACUCAGACAAUGAAUUUUACUGGCCAGCUAGGAGCUGGAAUUCGUUAUUUUGAUCUUCGAAUUUCCACCAAGCCCAGAGACCCCGACAAUGAACUCUAUUUUGCUCAUGGUUUGUUCAGUGCCAAAGUCAAUGAAGGCCUUGAGGAGAUCAAUGCAUUCCUCACAGAUCACCAUAAGGAGGUAGUGUUCUUGGACUUCAACCACUUUUAUGGGAUGCAGAAAUAUCACCAUGAAAAACUGGUCCAAAUGCUGAAAGACAUCUAUGGAAAUAAAAUGUGCCCAGCGAUUUUUGCCCAGGAAGUUAGUUUAAAGUACCUGUGGGAGAAGGACUAUCAAGUGCUGGUCUUCUACCAUAGUCCAGUGGCUCUGGAAGUGCCCUUUCUCUGGCCUGGGCAGAUGAUGCCAGCACCCUGGGCCAACACCACAGACCCCGAGAAACUGAUCCAGUUUCUUCAAGCAUCCAUCACUGAGAGAAGAAAGAAGGGAUCGUUUUUUAUAUCUCAGGUGGUGCUGACCCCCAAAGCUAGCACUGUGGUCAAAGGGGUGGCAAGUGGCCUCAGAGAAACAAUCACAGAAAGAGCUCUUCCUGCCAUGAUGCAGUGGGUCCGCACGCAGAAGCCAGGAGAGAGUGGCAUCAAUAUUGUCACUGCCGAUUUUGUAGAACUUGGUGACUUUAUCAGCACUGUCAUAAAGCUCAACUAUGUCUUUGAUGAAGGAGAAGCCAACACUUGAUAGCACUACUUGGAGUUUCCAUGAAUAAGAUGGAGAAAGCUCAUUGUAUUAGGGCAUACUAUCUGUAAACACUCUGAUCUUCCUAUUCCACUGAGUCUCUGAAGGGAAUAGGGCUGGUAGUGGGUGGGAAAAGGGGAAAAACUGUUUCUUCAGUGAUUACAAUCAUACUCUUCAUUACUAUAAAUAUUUCAUUUCCCAUUUGAUGAGCAAAAUCUACUUCUAGUGUUAGGAAUAAAAAAAAAAGACCAGUAACUUUGUUUUUCAAAAUUAGUCUUUGUAACAUAGAAUUCAUGAGUGUUUACUUGAUUAGGUUCUCUAUUUCCAGCCUAUGACUCCUACGCUGUCUAUACCCUGCAACCUUUCUGCUCCCUCUCUUGCUCGCUCUUUUUAAUCAGAUGCUGUAUGGGAAUCAAAACAAUUGAAUGCCCAACAUUUUGUGUAUUACAUUGUUGUCUUAAAACUUACUAGUUUUGUGGGACUUGUUAUAAUGCUCUAUAGUCAUCCACAGUUGGGCAAUCAUAGCUAAUUUUUGGUCAUAGAAAAUCUGCAUCAAAUCAGUUUCCAUGCAUCAGUAAUAUUGAAGGUCAUAAUCAGUGAUUUUUGUUAUAUGAAAAUAAUAGUGUUUCACAGUAUUUCUAUUUAAGGCAGCUAUAAAUAUAGGAGAAAAAUGUUUUUGGAGAGCUGUGAAUGCCAAUUUCAGAGGGAAAAAUGGUUGAGGGGUGAAAGAGAUGUAUGGCAUUUUAAUUUGGCAAUCUCUUAAAUAAUAUUGCCCUGCAAGUACCCAGUAAAUGGUAAGGUACAAGUGUGUUAAAAUUGAAAACUCUGAAAAUAACUCUUUAAAAAGCCCUCUUAAUGAUGCUCUUGAUGAAAGAAAAAGACAGAAGGAAGGAAGGAAGGAAGGAAGGAAGGAAGGAAGGAAGGAAGGAAGGAAAGGAAGAAAGGAAGGGAGGGAGGAAGGGAGGGAAGAAGGGAGGGAAGGACAGAAGGAAGGACGGGAGGAAGGAAGGAAGGGAGGAAGGAAGGAAGGAAGAGAGGGAGGGAGGGAGGAAGAGAGGGAGGGAGGGAGGAAGAGAGGAAGGAAGAAGAAAAAGACUGCAAGCUUUCCUGCCAAUUUGGGAUUUUCAAAUAUUUAAUUCUAAAUUCCAGAUUUUAAGGAAGAUUUUUCAAGAAACUGCAAGUUUUUGACUUGAAGGAAAGAAAGAGGAAGGCUGGUAGAAGCAGUUAGAGCAAUGUGUUUGAAAUUAUGUCCAUGAAAUCACAGGGAUCUCUGAAAUAUCUUUAGGAAACUUGAAAUUUAUGAGGUCUGAAUGGACUUGUUUAAAAUUGGCUCUGACUCCUCACUUCUGAGUUUCAUCCUAUCCGAGGGAUGAGAUUAAGGCAGAGGCAAAAGUUUCACACAAAGUUUCUGCAACCUAACGUUUAAUAGUCCGGGUCUACAGGGAAGAACAAUGACACAGCUUGAGCGUUACUUCCUCCUUCGUGUCAUUGUGAUAUUUGACAACUCUAAAAAAUAAAAAAAAAAAACUUAGAGCACAAUAAUCCUUGCCUAUGUACUUCACAGGAAUAUUGUGAGGUGUUUAUAAAAUUAUAAAAUUUGAUGAAAUUCUUACAAUUAUUAAUUAUUUUAUUUUCAUGUUUAGAAAUAAUCACACCCCAAUAGUUUCCUAGGAUAAUACAGUCCAUGCAAAGUAGGGUCAUAGAGAAAUAAAAGCAUGCCCUCAGCUUUUAAUGAACUUAAAUGUAGCACAUAUGGCUUAAUCUCUUAGACUUAGAUAAGGGAGUUCAAUUCAAAACCAUAUAUGUCAAGACCACAAAUAAUCAAGAGUUGAUUUCAAGAUUAUAAAUACUCAUGAUCAGAAAAUAGUACUUAUUAGCAAUUAAAGGGAGGAAAAGAAAUUGUUUAUACUGAAGAGAAUGUUUAUGAGGAGUGUGUAUGUACCUGUGGUAUACCAAAUAGCAUACAUGUACACACAAAAAUGUGUGUAUACAUUUGGGUUGUGUGUAUACAUCUUGCCAUAUACAAUAUACAAACAUAUGCCCAUUCCUGUGAUAGCAUACAAAUUCAAACAUACAGAAACACACACAGAUAUGGACACAGUACAAUUCUUCUUUUCAAAUGAAGACAUUGAUAAUAUUAAAUAAUUUAAUUUUAAGACUGAAACCCUUAAUAUUGUGUGAAAAAGAGUAAUAAAACCUUUGAAAGUAGAGUAGAUGAUCACAUCAAAGUAUUUUUGUAAAAGAAUUCUAGUGUAGGACUUAAUUAUUUUUAAAAUAUAUUUCUUCUCUUCUUUCCAUUUUCCCUUCCCUUGUAGUUUUAUUAUCUUUCUGUCUUUUACACCUGCUCUUUAUGUGAAAAUGUAUAUGAAUCCUUUUAAAAUGAUUAGGAUUAUUGAAAUGUAUGUCCCGUAAAUUUGGUUUUUGGGCAGACUUUCUCUCUAACUGGCUAUUCAUUCAUCCUUCAGGAGGAUCUUAGCCAAGAAUAUUUGCAAUGACACAUGAAUUUAAUUUUAUAAAUAUAAUGGAAAACAGAUUUUUCAUCAUAUCAUGAAUAAAAUAUAGAGGUAACUAUGUUGUAUUUUCUUGAACCUAGAUACUUUCUCAUAGUGUUUGCUUAGAAUUAACUUUGUCCUAUUUGUCAACUGGGUUCUGGAAAAAAACAAACAUGAUGAAGCUUUUGAAUAAUUGUGCAGUUUUUUAACUAGGGAAAGCUUUGUACUGCUGCUAAUGAUAUGCACCCAGAAACCUUGUUAGACAAAAGGCAGUUUCAAGCCAAUGCUAUGGUUUCCAUGUGGACAUACAGUGCCUAUGUAGCAGGCACUUAGAGUAAAUGGACUUGCCUUAAUUUAUAAAGGAGGGAAGAGGUAGAAGGGAACCAUGGGUCCUCCAGCUAGAGGGGGAGUUUACUAAAAGGGAGUCCUUGGAAAGGGGAAUGGAGAGAAGGUGCCUUUGACUGUCUUCUAUCCAUUAGUUCUGCCCUGGAGCACACUGGGGAAGCAGGCUGCGGGCCUUCCAAAAGUAAAAAAUGGUGAUAUGCAAUCGAAGCUUAUCCUUAGCCUAUGCACAUUUGUCUCAGCUGGGCAUUGUCUUUUCAGAGAGCUUGUAGCACAAGGGCUACACAUGGGCGCCAAGAUGGUGGUAGAUACACCUUGGUGCACUUUUUGUUUUACUUGUUUCUUAAGACUAUUUCACAAGUCCUGUGAGGCAAAAAAACAAAACAAAACAAAACAACCAAACAAAUACAAUCUAACUUUUACCCAAUCUACAGCAGGAAAUCAAAGGAGUGGGUGGAAUGAGAGAAAAUAUGCAAAGAGAUCAUUUUUAAGUUUGAUUUCCUGUCUGUAAUUUUCAAGGACUAAUAUAGCAAAUUUUUCUUCUGCCAUUAUCAUUUAUGUCUCCCUAUUUACCACACAAUAAUGUAAAUGCAGAGAAUGAGGAGGCAUCUUUUAAAAGCCUUAGGAUAUUCUAUAUGAUGACCUCAAUAUUGACUUUCAGCCAUACUGGGAAAACUUACUUUUCAUGGAGUGCCACCUAACAGUGAAUGUAUUAGAGUAUAAAAUGUUUGCCAUGUAUACACCUGUAUGUGCACAUACACACAUUACACACACACACAGAAUGCACAUUUCACACACAUAUACUUAUUAUUCAAGUUGAAACUGCACUCUAAUCAAUCUGAGUCUAUUGCUGUUUCAACUCUUAAAAUCAAUAUCUCCUACAUUAGUAGAUAUAAACAUAAUUCAAAUAUUUAAAUAUUUAAGAGGAGAAAAGUAACUAGAAAACCAAUGAAAAGUGAGGCCAUCAGAAAUAGAAAAUGCCUGGCACGAACAGUCUAUCUAAAUUCUCAAUUUCACUUCAAAUUAGAGAAUCCAUAAUGGACUAGAAUAUAAAUUACAAACACAUACACACAUCUUCACUUAAAGUUGUUUUAAGUUCUUUGAAGUUCUGACAUGUUUUUAGCCAGGGUUAUUUGUUCAGGUUCUUCCUUGUUAGGAUUCCAGACUGGAAAGUUGGAAGUCUCAGGAAAUGCAUGUUUCCAUGAGUUUUUUAGUUUCACAGUUUUACAGAUCCAACGACACAAUCUUUUAAUCUUUGGUCACUCAACCAAACAGGAGUUCCGUAGGCAGAGUGCUCACUUUGAAUUGCUAAUAGAAAAUAAUGCACAGUGUCCUCAGGAUAUGCUAAACAAGGUUUUUAAGAGCAUUUUAUUUUACAGCACUUUAGUCUUUUCAGCUAGAUUUCAGUGACACUAUGGUGUAAAUGCUAUAUCUGCCAUAACUUAUUGGUGGCUCCUGUGUUACAUACAGUUUUAAAUAAUGCUCUAAAUUGUUUGUUUUCCCAAUGAUAAUGAUAAAGUGUUCUGUAGAAUUUGUAAAACAUGUCAAUUGAAUCUGUUGAAAAUUGUGUAAUUGUUAUUUCAAUUGUGAUACUAUUUUGUAGGUAAUAGUUUUAAACGUAUAUUUGUAUGAGUCAAAAGUAUGUGCUUGUAUGUGGUAUGUGUGUGUAAGUAUAUAAUAUCUUAUCAAAAAUCAAACUUAUCCUAAAGAAAAAGGGCACAUUGUGACCAGCCUUAAUUUAUUAACACUUUUUUGUUGUUUUUGCAAUUUGGAUUUAAAAUUGAAACAGAAAUUAAGUUUUUGUUAAAAAUGGUGUCUUUUAAUUUUGUGAGGAAUGGGCUUUAGAACCUAUCUGAGUUCCCACAAGCAAACUGUCCACCUUGUGAGGUACCCCAUUGCUUUUCGUAAUAAUCAAACAUCAAUUCAUAUAUUAACUUCAUUUUCAUACAGACUAAUUUGUUUUCAUCAACAAUAGAACCAGUACACCUUUAAAGUUGACCUUCCCAACAUGGCACCCAUUUUUCUUUAAUGAUAAAUUUUCCAUGAAAAAUUGUUUCUCCAAACCAUUACUUUUUAAAAUUCAAUCUUCCCAAGUAAGAUGAACUGCCUUGGUGUUAGGAGAGCUUUUAAAGGCCCAUCCAUACUAGGUGGUUCCAACAUGGUUCUCUUCUCGAGAAAACAAGCAUGCAACCCACACACUUUUCUGGUCUGCCCCACGUGUAGAAUUAGUCUAGCAAUAGAAAACUCAUGACUGACAAGGAUCUACACAUGUGGUCAUGCUUGAAGCAAAAAUUCUGUGACCUUCUUUGGGCUUGGAUCUGAUUACAGAAUAUUAAUUAACUUUCUUAUUUCCUUUCUUUCUCCAUCCUUAGUUAUUCCUUUUCAAUAUUUAGAGUUGCCAGGUAAAAUACAGGAUAUCCAGUGAAAUUUAAAUUUCAGAUAAACAGUAUUUCUUUAGCAUAUUUCUCAUAUAUUUAAUCAGACAUACUUUCACUUUAAAAAAAGUUUAUCUGAAAUUCAAAUGUAACUGGGUAUGUCCUAUAUAUUUUUUCCUAAAUCUCACAAUUCUAUCCACACUGCCUUUCUAUCUUUUUCAGCUGGGCUAUCUAUAAGGGGCGAGAUCUACCUCCCUCCAUACCCUUGUGUUCAGACACCUUAUGAAUAUCUGCAGUCAUAAUGUCCUUCAAGAAAGAAAACAUUGGUCAGCUCUAGGUCCUGCAAAUGCUUUUUGAAGGACGAACUCAAAUACAGAUGGGAUAAUCAAGUAAAUAUCUUCAUAGGAUCAAUGCCACCAUGUUCAACACUUCCCUUUGCCAGCCUGUUGUGAGGUCCAAGUUUCCCCAUUAAUCCCUUAUAUAGCAUUUCCCAGUAACUGGGACAACCAAAAACACACCGACAUAUUAGAAAUGCUCCUGAAAAGUGGCAACACCGCCUAACUCAGUACCAGGACCUCUUUUAAAUUCAAUUUCUUUUUUCUUUCAGAGAGAUAACAAACGAAUUCAUUAUUUCCCCCAUUCACAUCUUACCACAAAUUAUUUUUAUCAGGUUAAAACUGGUCAUCUACGGAAUUGUAGAAAGGUGACAUAGGAACUGUCUUCACUGCUGGAAGAAUAAAAGAGUCUGAGGUAUAGACACUGCCCUGGUGACACCUUCUCAGAACAUUGUUGGGGGACAGGGGAGGCAGGCGCAAGUAGGGGAUAGAAUCUGACCCUGACAUGCAGCUAUCACCUGGCAGAGAGACUCGUCAAAGCAAAUUAUAACGACCAGUACUAUUUUUUUUUGGAAUUGAAAACCCAAGAAGCCCUAAAAUAAGAACAGUGAGAUCAAAGGCUGGUUUCUAAAACAAUGCAGAAAAUAGAACCAUGUUGGAAUUCCUAAAUUCUAGCUUUCAAAUACUACUGUUUCCAACAGUGAAUCCUUGACAGAGACUGAAUGCAGAUGGAAUUUUGAAACAUUUUCAGUAGCUACCUCCUCUCCUGAAAUUCCUAUAAGUGGCAGAGGAAAAUCCAAAUCCUUUAAUAUAACAUGUCCAUCUCAUGACUCCUGCUUACACACAUUUGUGUUGAUUUGCUUCAUUUCUGGAGGAUGGGAAUUUGCAGAGCUGGUGACAUUUCCUUCAUUAGACACCAGAAAUUCACCAGAGAGAGACAGAUCUGUGCCUUCUCUUUUUAGGAUCUGGUUAUUGAUACUUUAAUAAAUGUGGUGUAAAGAAAAUCCAUGGCUACAGUCUGUAUAGAAAAUGUGAAUUUUUUAAAUAAGAUUGUGUUCUUAAUGUAAAAAAUAAAAGUUUAUUUGUAUUCAGUGAAAUGCCUAAUAAAGUCCUGGUACCAAUUA
Molecule: messenger RNA, 7751 nt
Organism: Homo sapiens (human)
Lineage: Eukaryota; Metazoa; Chordata; Mammalia; Primates; Hominidae
Gene: PLCXD3
Product: phosphatidylinositol specific phospholipase C X domain containing 3
Exons: 3
Coding region: 337-1086 (249 amino acids)
Biological process (GO): lipid metabolic process
Cellular component (GO): cytoplasm
Molecular function (GO): phosphoric diester hydrolase activity
Source: RefSeq, a predicted model, not a curated record